AUGGCAAAGAAUCUUCUGAAGCAAUGGUUCGCCCAUACAUCCAUUCCAUUCAUCGCCAAUGCACCCAUGUUUGGCUUCGCAGAUGUCAAUCUAGCAACUGCAGUAACAAAAGCUAGCGGGCUCGGCUUCAUUGGCGGUGGCUUCGAUUUCAAGCCGGGGAGCACACAGCUCCAAAGCCUGGACACUCAAUUGGCCAAAUCCCGUACUGUUCUCGAUCUAGCAGAUGGUGAUAUACUGCCACUUGGUGUUGGCUUCAUCACAUUCCAGCCAGAUGGGUUUGUGGAGAAUGCCGUUCUUAUCCUGCGGAAGCAUCGAGUGGCAGCGAUCUGGCUAUCAUUCCCUCAGGCAGAUGCUGAUCAUCUUCCAAUGAUUCAAGCUAUUCGAGAAGCUCAGGAGACUUCAGACUGGGAGACGAAAAUAUUCGUUCAGGUUGGGACUGUCAAGGCCGCAAGGGAAGCUAUCGAGCAGGGUGUCGAUGUUUUGGUCGUUCAGGGCACUGAUGCCGGUGGUCAUCAAUGGGCCCAAGGUGCUAGUAUUGUGUCUCUUUUGCCUGAGGUGAUGGACAUUUUGGUGAAUCCUGGCGAUCGGUCGGUUGCUGUACUUGCUGCUGGGGGUAUUGUUGAUGGGAGAGGGUGUGUUGCUGCUCUUGGUCUCGGUGCGGAUGGAAUUGUCAUGGGUACAAGAUUCGUUGCAACCUCCGAAUGUCCAGCUCCGUCUGUUAUGAAGGAGACCAUCGUCUCUAGUAGUGAUGGUGGAGUCUCGACUAUCAAAUCUACUCGGCAUGAUGUGUUCCAGUCAACUGAUGUCUUUCCGAGGCAGUAUGACGGGAGGGCUGUUAUUGGGAUGAACUAUGAGGAAUCCGAGGAAGGGGUUAGUGACGAGGAGGUUAUUCGUCGGCACAAUGAGGCCAGGGAAGCUGGCAAUGAUCAGAGAAGAACCGUUUGGGCCGGUGCUGGCAUUGGAAGUAUCAAUGCAGUGGCGUCUGUCGACGAUGUUAUAAAGUGUACACAGCAACAGACUCGGACUAUCUUGGAUCGUGUGCGAGCUGUGAUUUAA
Messenger RNA from Penicillium nucicola, 1056 nucleotides. Its product is annotated as nitronate monooxygenase. NCBI's taxonomy places the organism in Eukaryota, Fungi, Ascomycota, Eurotiomycetes, Eurotiales, Aspergillaceae. The transcript has 5 exons. Bases 1 to 1056 code for a protein of 351 amino acids. The record is from RefSeq and is a predicted model, not a curated record. Gene Ontology annotation, molecular function: nitronate monooxygenase activity.